Molecule: messenger RNA, 2022 nt
Organism: Epithele typhae
Lineage: Eukaryota; Fungi; Basidiomycota; Agaricomycetes; Polyporales; Epitheliaceae
Product: nucleoporin protein Ndc1-Nup
Exons: 7
Coding region: 1-2022 (673 amino acids)
Biological process (GO): spindle pole body localization; nuclear pore organization
Cellular component (GO): spindle pole body; nuclear pore transmembrane ring
Molecular function (GO): protein-macromolecule adaptor activity
Source: RefSeq, a predicted model, not a curated record
AUGUUGGCCCCUCAUACCCCUGCCCGGGCCAAAACCUCUGUUCUCCUCUCACGAACCGCGCCCAAGAUCCCCUCUGCCUCCGAACUUUACGAACCCCUUGUAAAACGUGUCCUGCGCCACCGACAGUUCAAAGUCUUCCUCCACUCCGCACUCUUCUCUUGGUUCCUCGUCACGACUUGGACAACAUGGCAGGAAGGAAAAGGAGGCUCCAUAACCGCACCGAUCCGAGUGUCCACGCUGUUGUACUCCGUGGCUGCCUUUGUCGCGGGUGCUCUGCCAGUGGUGGUGGUGAGAAAGGCACAUCUUGCUGCUUCACCCACCCCCGCAACAUCGCCGUCCAAGAUUCUGACCGGAGCCUUCAAGAAAAGUAGUACCAUACAUGCCUUCGCGGUCUACACUGCGUCCGCAAUCUUCCUCGCCACAAUACACAUCAUGAUUACAGGCGCGUACGAGCCUUCUGUCGACACUCACGCGCGGCUCUCCAUCUUCGUCAAAUCAAAAAAGCACCCUUACUACCUCAACGGACACUUGAUAUAUGUCCUCCUCUCACAAGCAUUCGUCGCGUUUGCCUGUUUGCUAAGGUCUGUUCUCCUCGACCGGUUCACCGUCCGGUGGAAUUUCGCGUCCUCGCAGGAGCAGCUCAAGACCUUUGGCCUGGCGCGCAUCCUCACGGUGACGUUCACGACACUCAUCUACACUGCCCUCGUCUCCCUCGCGUACAUUGUGGCAUUUGGCCUCGCUCGCGCCACCGUCUUGCCCGUGCUUUUCCAGCUCCCUGUGCUGUCCAACCUCCUCCGCCCAUUUGCUGCGCACUUCCUCAGGGGACAAUGGGCCCCGUUCCUGCUCACCCGACACUGGUCUCUCGUCACAAGAACCUUCUACUUGGCGCUGAGCACAGUCGGGGUAUGGGAGUUCGCGGAGACGUCAUUUGAAGCCAUCGUUGCGGAGCCCACCCACGUUGCUGCGCAGACGGCUGAUCAGGGUCUAACCCUGGUGUCGGGCAUCACCUCGACAGACCCUUACCUCAAGCACUUUGCCUUCGCCGAGCUGCGCGACCUUGCCACUGACCCUUCGGAAGCCGCGAGCGCACGCCGCACCGCGUUGUUCGGUGACCAGAAGUACACUCCGAGCCUCUGGGCGACGCUCUCCCGAGAGGCGCUCCUCACGCUCGGCCGCGACUACCAGCUCUUCCUCCGCCGCGGGCAACCCGCGCCGCCAGCCCCCGCGGCCGCGGCCCCGCCCAAGGCGUCAACCCCCCUCCCUGCGCCCGCGACGCCGCUCCUCCGCGCCUCGGUCUUCCGGGCCCCCCAGCCCUCGCCGCUGCGCGCCGCCCUCGACACCUUCGCAUCGGACGGCGCGCUGGCCGCGGCGGUCGACGAGACCGCCGGCGCCGGCGUGGCGCACGUGCCCGAGCUCUUCCGCUCCGUCGUCGCCGCACCGUCGUCGCCGCUGCCCGCGGUCGCGGCGGGCGCGAAGGAGGCCGAGCGCGCGGUCGUGGCGGCGGGGAGCGCGUGGUGGGCGCGCGUCGAGCGCGCGGUGGGCGGCGACGGGGCCGAGGCCGGGCGCGCGCGGCGGUGGUGGGCGCGCGAGCGCGUGCACAAGGUCGCGGAGGCGAGCCUGCCGGACCGGCACCUCGACGCGCUCGUCGCGGAGGUGCUGUGCCGGCUUGCGUGCGCGUCGCUCGCGGAGGACCGGUACGGGGUCGUGCAGCGCGACAUCCCGAGGAUCGUCGAGGCGCUGCUCGCGUUCCUCGGCGCGCUGGAGGAGUACCGGGCGGAGCUUGGCGCGAAGCACGCGCGGCCGGACGCGGAGGCGCUGAAGGACCUGCCGGCGCGGGAGGUGGCGGAGCGGGAGGUGCUGGCGAUGGAGGCCGCGCGUGCGAGCGAGGUCGUCGGCGUCGUCGAGGACGCGAUCAAGGAGGGCGUGGUGCAGAUCGUGCGCACGUUCGGGGAGAAGCUCGCGGCGUUCAAGUUCCCGCCGAGAACGGCGAAGAAGCUGCAGGGGUUCGUCGACUACAACUGA